This is a messenger RNA of Nestor notabilis (Kea), 5143 nucleotides long. RefSeq names its product kinesin-like protein KIF26B. Gene Ontology annotation, molecular function: ATP binding; microtubule binding; microtubule motor activity. The transcript has 8 exons. The record is from RefSeq and is a predicted model, not a curated record. NCBI's taxonomy places the organism in Eukaryota, Metazoa, Chordata, Aves, Psittaciformes, Psittacidae. Gene Ontology annotation, biological process: microtubule-based movement. Bases 10 to 4701 code for a protein of 1563 amino acids.
UCAUACACCAUGAUUGGAAAGGAUGAUUCAAUGCAAAACCUUGGCAUAAUCCCUUGUGCCAUCUCCUGGCUCUUCAAGCUGAUUAAUGAACGCAAAGAGAAGACAGGAGCCCGCUUCUCGGUUCGAAUUUCUGCAGUUGAAGUGUGGGGGAAAGAAGAAAAUCUGAGAGACCUGUUGUCAGAAGUAGCUACAGGCAGCCUGCAAGAUGGCCAGUCCCCAGGUGUCUACCUUUGUGAAGACCCCAUUUGUGGCAUGCAGCUUCAGAAUCAGAGUGAGCUCCGUGCCCCUACAGUGGAGAAAGCUGCCUUCUUCCUUGAUGCCGCCAUCGCUUCACGUCGCAGCAGCCAGCGGGACUGUGACGAGGAGGAUCACCGCAACUCUCACAUGCUCUUCACUCUGCAUAUCUACCAGUACCGCAUGGAGAAGAGCGGCAAAGGCGGAAUGUCUGGAGGUCGCAGUCGCUUGCACCUUAUUGACCUGGGUAGCUGCGUGAAAGUGCUCAGCAAAAACCGGGAAGGAAGCUCUGGCCUCUGUCUCUCAUUGUCAGCACUGGGCAAUGUCAUCCUCGCCCUUGUCAAUGGAAGCAAACACAUCCCAUACAAAGACAGCAAGCUCACCAUGUUGCUUCGGGAAUCCUUGGGGAACAUGAACUGCCGCACCACAAUGAUAGCUCACAUUUCAGCUGCCGCAGGGAACUACGCUGAGACACUGUCCACCAUCCAGAUUGCAUCAAGGGUCCUCAGGAUGAAGAAAAAGAAAACUAAGUACACUUCAAGUUCUUCUGGAGGAGAGAGCUCCUGCGAGGAGGGCAGGAUGCGGAGGCCAACCCAGCUGAGGCCUUUCCAUUCUAGAAACACCGUUGACCCAGACUUCCCUAUUUUGCAUUUAUCAAGUGAUCCUGAUUAUUCUUCCAGCAGUGAACAGUCAUGUGACACAGUGAUUUAUAUUGGCCCCAAUGGCACAGCCCUUUCUGAUAAGGAAUUGACGGAUAAUGAGGGUCCCCCUGACUUUGUUCCCAUAGUUCCUGCUCUGCAAAAGACAAAAAAUGAGGGCAGGUUGGAAGAAGUUAGUGAAUCAGGGCCCAGCACAUCUGAAAGAGACUGCCUGAAGUGCAACACCUUUGCAGAGCUCCAGGAGAGGUUGGAUUGCAUAGAUGGCAGUGAAGAGACCGACAAAUUUCCAUUUGAAGAGAUGCCUGCUCAAUUUAGCACAAACCAGAUGUCUAAGUGCUCUGUCUCAAGCCAGCUGGCAGAGCUUAGCCAUUUACCAGAGUCAGAUAAGGAAGAUACCAUGCCAGAAUGUCAGUAUCCUGAUACAGUAGCCAAGGAAAAUACAAAUUCAACACCUAGCAAAACGAAGAGAAAUCACUCCCCUGUUCCUUCUGGAGCUCUUACUAAUGUUUCAACUCCUUCUUCUCCCAGGAGUGUAACAGGCAGCUCUAGUAAAGAGCUUAGCUCUUGUCAGUUAGCACAUAGCACCAGCUUGCGGAGCAGCAGAGAAGGUCUCAACACCUGUGGAUUUGUGGAAGGCAAACCUCGACCAAUGGGUUCACCCCGGCUUGGCAUUGCCAGCCUCUCAAAGACAUCUGAGUACAAGCCACCAACUUCUCCUUCCCAGAGGUGCAAGGUCUAUACACAGAAAGGAGUUCUGCCCAGCUCCACUCCCUCACCAGCUCCUCUGAGUAAGGAUACUGGUAUGACGUCUAGUGAAUCUUUAUUGCAGCCAGAAAUCCGGACACCACCUGUAGGCAUGAGCCCUCAGAUCAUGAAGAAGUCAGUGUCCUCCAACAACGGGGAUUUUGAAGAGACCAUUCUUGAUGAAAGUCAGCAGCAAGGCAUCUCUCCAGAAUCCAAGAAGGAGAUUCUGAGCACCACCAUGGUGACUGUGCAGCAGCCAUUAGAGCUGAAUGGCGAGGAUGAGCUGGUGUUCACCCUUGUAGAAGAGCUAACCAUUAGCGGGGUCCUUGACAAUGGGCGCCCAACCAGUAUCAUCAGUUUUAAUAGUGACUGCUCUGUGCAAGCUUUGGCCUCUGGGUCUAGGCCAGUCAGUAUUAUCAGCAGCAUAUCAGAAGAUCUUGAAUGUUACUCCAGUGCAGCACCUGUAUCUGAAGUCAGUAUCACACAGUUCCUUCCACUUCCAAAGUUGGGCCUGGAUGACAAACCCCAAGAUGAUGGCAGCAGGCGCUCAUCCAUCAGCUCAUGGUUGAGUGAAAUGAGCACAGGGAGCGAUGGUGAACAGUCGUGCCACAGCUUCAUAGCCCAGGCAUGCUAUGGGCAUGGGGAAGCAAUGGCAGAACCCCCCGUGUCUGAGUUUGUGAGCACCAUACAAAGUGCCAGCAUGAUUUGUUUAAGUGAGAAACAGAAGCCAGUGACUGACAACAUGCUUAUACUGUCAGAAAUGGGGGAGGAAGCUUUCGGCAAAGUGCCACCCAUCAAAGGCUGUAAAAUAUCAGCUCUAGGGAAAACUACUGUCACAAUCAAAAAUACUGCAAGCCUUAGCAGCUGUGAAGGCUACAUCCCUAUGAAGACAAACAUUACUGUGUAUCCAUGUAUUGCUGUUAAUCCCUUCAAAGCACAAGACACUGAUGACGCUGUACCAGCAGUAACUGCAGACCCAAAGGUUGUUCAUCCCCAUGACGGGAGGGAAUCCAGUGCUAAGAAGGAUAUCAAAUUUGAAGAUCCUUGGCUGAAGAGAGAAGAAGAUGUAAAGAGGGACUGCUCUGGGAGCAGUGAAGGGCCAAGGCCUGACAAGGCCACAGUUUCAGCCAAGGCGGAGAACAACACAAAGCAGUCCUCAGUGGACAGGUUCAGCAGCAGCAGUGGGGACACCUCAAUCUCCCCAGGACCUGACAGUCUAAAGAGGAUUGUGGAUGGAUGUGAAGUGGCAGCAUCUGGCUCAGCAGCCCAAAGCCCUGUUCAUUCCAGUGAUGGCUUGAAGAAUGGUAGCCUCCCUCGAGGGCUCCUGAAGGCAAGCAAGCUGGAGGAGCCUGACAGUCACCUCCAUCCUACUGCCACUGACAGCAGUGGAGGCGGCUCUCCUGCCCUCCCCCAGUUUUCUAAGGCUAGCCUUGACAGGAAAAUGGUCUCUCCCAAACACUGUGUUCUCACUCGUCCCAAAGGAACCCCUCCUCUGCCACCAGUCAGAAAGUCAAGCUUGGAUCAGAAGAACAGAGCCAGCCCCCAGCACAGCACAGCCAGCAGCACCACAAGCAGUCCCUCCAGCCAGCCCGGGUCCUUCCUGGCUAGCUUUCCUGAGGAGCUGAAUGCCAAACAGAAAGGCCCUGGCAUCGACAGCAGCUGUGGCAGCAGCAGCAGCAAGCUCUUCAGUGCCAAAUUGGAGCAGCUCGCGAGCAGGACCAACUCCCUUGGGAGGUCCACAGGAAGCCACUAUGAGUGUUUGUCUCUCGAAAGAGCAGGAAGCCUGUCCUCCAUGAGCUCCAAAAUGAGCCCUGGCAAAGACAGCACCAUGCCUCGCACCGGGAGGAGCCUCAGCCGUAGUGUCAUGUCCUCGCCCACCAACUCGGGCCUCUCCCAUUUGGCAGGUGCCUCUCCAAAAGCCAGCCAGUCAAAGAUCUCUGCUGUCAGCAAGCUCCUGCUGGCAAGCCCUAAGGCCCGCAGCCUAUCCACCUCUGCAACCAAAACUCUCAGCUUCUCAACCAAGUCACUGCCUCAGUCUGUAGGGCAGAGUUCCAGUUUGCCUCCAAGUGGGAAGAACAUGUCCUGGUCAAUGCAGUCCCUCAGCAGAAACCGGGGCUGCAGCCUUGCUUCUAAAUUGCCCCUUCGGGCUGUCAAUGGGCGGAUUUCAGAGCUGCUCCAAGGGAGCGCCAGUGCCAGAGGCUUGCAGCUGCGGGGAAGCCCAGAGGCAGAGGAGCGUGGGGGCCUUCCUGGAGAUGAGAAGCCAGCUGUUCACAUGCUGCCUUCACCUUACAGCAAGAUCACCCCUCCUCGGAAACCUCACCGCUGCAGCAGUGGCCACGGGAGUGACAAUAGCAGCGUCCUGAGUGGGGAGCUGCCCCCUGCCAUGGGGAAAACAGCCCUCUUCUACCAUAGCGGGGGGAGCAGUGGCUAUGAGAGCAUGAUGAGGGACAGUGAGGCGACGGGGAGUGGCUCUUCAGCACAAGACUCCAUGAGUGAGAACAGCAGCUCCAUGAGUGGCAGGUGCCGAGGUCUCAAGAAUCCAAAGAAACGAUCAAAUGCAGGUUCACAGAGACGGAGGCUUAUUCCAGCUUUAUCACUUGAUACCACUUCCCCAGCAAGGAAGCCUGCCAACAGCCCUGGAGUCCGCUGGGUUGAUGGGCCUCUGCGAAGUGGGCAGAGGGGGCUGGGGGAGCCCUUUGAGAUCAAAGUCUAUGAGAUAGAUGAUGUGGAGAGACUGCAGCGACGACGAGGUGCAAACAGCAAGGAGCUGAUAUGUUUCAAUGCCAAGCUGAAAAUCCUGGAGCAUCGCCAGCAGAGAAUUGCUGAGAUCAAGGCCAAGUAUGAGUGGUUAAUGAGAGAACUGGAGGUGACCAAACAGUACCUGAUGCUGGAUCCUAAUAAAUGGCUCAGUGAAUUUGAUCUUGAGCAGGUAUUUGAGCUGGAUUCUCUGGAAUACCUGGAGGCCCUGGAAUGUGUGACUGAGCGUUUGGAAAACCGUGUCAACUUCUGCAAGGCCCAUCUCAUGAUGAUCACCUGUUUUGACAUCACCUCUAGACGCCGAUAAAGUAUGAACCUCAAGAGAAUUCCAAUGUGCAUCUCUGCCAUCCUCCUUUUCCCAUCUGAAUAGCAUCCCAAAGACAACAGAAUGAGGAUGAAGGUUGGAGUGAAGUCUCAACUGUGUGUAUGAGAGAUUUGCUAUACUAUACAGAAGAGUAGUAUUAAAAAACCCCAGGAUGAGCAUGGAAAAAUGGCAAUAAAAGGUUGUUGAUUCUCUUAGCCUAAAAGAGCACUUUGAGGAACCUUUAAGGACAUGUCUGUAAAUAAGAACUGCUGGCAGAAGAUACGUCUUUCCCUGCGCUAGCCGAGGGAGGAGGAAAGGUGGUUAUAGGACUUAACUGAGAGGUUCAUUAAAAAAAAAACCUAUCCAGAAAAACUGUUUAAGUGCCUUGCAAAUCUUUAUUAUCCAAACAUUUAUGUUCAUACUUUAUUGUGUACAGAUGGUGCUA